This is a messenger RNA of Radiomyces spectabilis, 749 nucleotides long. Its product is annotated as 40S ribosomal protein S19-A. Gene Ontology annotation, cellular component: cytosolic small ribosomal subunit; ribosome. The record is from RefSeq and is a predicted model, not a curated record. The coding region runs from base 1 to 435 and encodes 144 amino acids. Gene Ontology annotation, biological process: ribosomal small subunit assembly; translation. Gene Ontology annotation, molecular function: RNA binding; structural constituent of ribosome. The transcript is spliced from 5 exons. NCBI's taxonomy places the organism in Eukaryota, Fungi, Mucoromycota, Mucoromycetes, Mucorales, Radiomycetaceae.
AUGGCUGGAGUUACUGUUAAGGACGUCAACGCUCACGCUUUCAUCAAGGCCUAUGCUGCUUACUUGAAGCGCACUGGUAAGCUCGAUGUUCCCAAGUGGGCCGAUCUUGUCAAGACCGGUACCUUCAAGGAACUCGCUCCCUAUGACCCCGAUUGGUACUUUGUCCGCGCUGCCUCCGUUGCUCGUCACAUCUAUAUCCGCAAGAGCGUCGGUGUCGGUGCUUUGAACAAGGUUCACGGUGGCCGUGUCAACCGCGGUUCCCGCCCCUCCCACCACGUUGAUGCUUCCGGCUCCGUCAACCGCAAGGUUCUCCAGUCUUUGGAAAAGAUCGGUGUCUUGGAAAAGGACAAGAAGGGUGGUCGCCGUAUCACUCAAGAUGGUCAGAGAGAUUUGGAUCGUAUUGCACAAACUCUCGCUUCUGAGGAUGAGGAAUAAACUUUUAUACAUUUGAUGUUGUAGAUUUCCCAAAAACCAAAAUGGAUACAUUGCCUACUUGUUUCUUUUCAAAAUGUUGUAUAACUUGACGAAAGUUAGAAUUGGCUGAUAUGCCGCCACCAUGCGAGUAUUGAUAUGUUGUGGUGGGGUGAAAGAAUACUGACCACAAAAAAGACCAAAGUCAUAAAAGUCGUGGGUCAUACUCCGUGAGCCAAAAAUAAAACACUAUUCAAGGUCGUCCGUGGCAACGAAUGUCCAUAAAAGCUUGAACAUGGAAUUCAUAUGGUAAUAUACCUGUUGCAACAACAGACAAG